Molecule: messenger RNA, 1494 nt
Organism: Chara braunii
Lineage: Eukaryota; Viridiplantae; Streptophyta; Charophyceae; Charales; Characeae
Source: the annotation of a GenBank genome assembly
GCCAUCGUCCGGUGGCCCACAAAGAAGACACUAUUACGGAACCGAAAAGUGUUCUGUCAUCGGCGCGUUCGACGUGGGUGCCAUAACGAUUCGGCAACCAUCAAUGACCACGUCCGCCGUCCGGGAAGAGAGACAGCACGCUCUCGUAUCCACGUCGGUGGUCCCUCGAGCGGGACAAAUCGCUGCCAAGGACCCAACUCAUGCUCAGGCUCCGCCGCCGGCUCCGAAGAAAUUCCGUUCGGUUGGAGUGAAAGAGCCGCUGUCCGUGUUACAUGACAUUGUGCGUACAUCAAGCAUGUGUGCCGAACCUAUGUAUGGUGCUAUGCACCGUGGUGUGCAGCCUUUGUAUUUCGGUGAUCCGGGAGAGGGGAGCAGUGGCGAAGGUUCACAGAGGGAAGAGGAAGAGGAAGAGGAAGGUUCUCAAGAGGGGAAUGAUAGUGAGAAUACAAUUAGUGAUCGAGAGCGUCGUGGAUGGCAAUCAAAGAAGAUGGGCAGUGGCAAUUUCGCUCCCACCGGCGUCAAGUUGUCUACUGCAAUGGAACAGGUUGACGAAGGAUGUGAAGGUGGGCAAAGUGUCACCACAACACUCACAGCUGUCACAGUGACAGAUAAUGAAUGGUGUGAUGGCAGUGGCGCAAGUGUCUUCCCCGUUGGCGAGAAGGGCAAUAUUGGUAGCCCACAAGGCCAUAUGUGGAUGUCUAUGGAUAUUUUGCCAUAUGGGUUGGGAAGCCAAGGGCGGCUCAAGGCAUCAUUGGAUGAAACCAUGUAUCUGGCGGAAACGGAACAGCAACUCGAGGCUCACACUCCACUUGAUGAAGAGACACUCAGAGGCGACUUCGAGAUUCCUACAGAAUUUCAAAGUUCGAUAUCAGAGGAGAAGGCACAACGAGGGUCUCAGGAGGCGGGUACUGUAACAGGCUACCAGGAGGAAGCUAUGCUUGCGGAGGAGAUGGAACCGGGCGGCGAGCCUAACGGUCCAUUUGAUGAAGACAUCCCUGGCAGCGACUUCGAUACUGGUACUGGAGGGUCUCAGGAUUUGCCUAUUGUAUUCGAUACUGCUGGGAAAAAUGACAUUCUUGAGGGGCUUGAGGCAAAAGAAGCAAUUCAAGUAUCGGACAUCGAAGAGGAUGAAGAACAUAUUGUACUGACUACUCCAGAGCAACAGACACCUGUGGAGGAAGGACGAGAAAGUACACUUCGAACUCCUGUGCAGCAGUUCAGCCCAUCUGUCAAAGUGAUAAACAUCGAAGAAUCCCCUUUCACAUCAAGACAGUUCAGAGAUGCAAAAGAAGACGGUGCUCAAGGGAAAACUGCAGUUAGUCGCCGAGGUGAGCACUUACCUUACGAAGUUAAUAUAUGCGUAAUAUUGUACUUAGAACGAGAGACAAUUUUCCGGUUUUGCAUGCUGUUGUGCAUUGGAACUGUUCCAUGUUUAUUUGCAUAUAUGUAGUGUGCCUUAUAGUGCGUCCGAAUCAGUAAAUGAAGCACACGAUC